Messenger RNA from Rotaria sp. Silwood2, 405 nucleotides. The record is from the annotation of a GenBank genome assembly. Lineage: Eukaryota; Metazoa; Rotifera; Eurotatoria; Philodinida; Philodinidae.
AUGGAAAUAUCUAUAUUUAAAGAAGAAAAACAAACAGAUUCAGUUGAAAACAUGUUUAGAAAAGCUAAUCAACAACAUAAUGAAAAUUUUGAUUAUAAAUAUUUACAAAAAUAUAAUCAUGAUAAUAAACAUUUUUCUAUAAUGAAUAUUAUAUUUAAUAAAACUAACGAAAAAUAUAAAAUAAUUGGUUAUGAUUGUAUUUAUCAAUAUGAAAAUAUUCAUAUUAAACUUGAAUAUGAUUUAUUAAAUCGAACUUGGAGAAUAUAUAAUCAACAAUCAAAUUCUGAACAAUAUCAAUAUUUAAACAUAUUAUUAGAAGAUCUUAAUUAUUCUCAAAAUAUUUCUCUUGAUCAACAAAUUCAAAUAAUAAUUAAAAGAUUUAAUAAUUAUUUUCAUGGUUAUUAA